CCCACAGUCCUGCUUACAGUCCACAGCUGUAUUACGGUCCUUUCUCCUCGUGUUCUCUCUUCUCCAGCAGACAGUCAGGCAUCAUGUUUUUCAACCAAGGCUCUUCCGCUGGUUCUAUGGUGAGGCAGACCCGCAGCUACACAUCCAGUGCUGCUCCCCACAAGGCCCACAGCGUGUCAGGCUACAGCCUGAGACAAGGCCCCCGCAUCUCCUCUACUCAAGUCAGAACCGUGUCCUCUGGGUAUGGAGGUGGCAUGGGGAUGGGGAUGGGAAUGGGGAUGGGGAUGGGGAUGGGCAGCGGUGGCGGGUUUGACCUAACUAAUGCCCUGGAUCAGAGUGCCGUGCAUCUGAAUGAGAAAGCCACCAUGCAGAACCUGAAUGACCGUCUGGCCUCCUACCUGGAGAAGGUCCGCUCUCUGGAGGCCGCCAACGCCAAGCUGGAGAAGCAGAUCAGAGAGUACUACGAGCAGAAGGGCCCUGCAGCAGAGAGGGACUACAGCAACUACUGGGCCAUUAUCAACGACCUGAAAGACAAGGUAGAGUGAGCACCGGCUCAACUGUUUAAACACCUGACAAGUCAAAUGUUUGCUGUGUUAAUGAUUGUCUAAGGAGGGUUUUAAGCGGGUAGGACAUUAAGGUCAUAACUAAAGCCUGCAUGAUCCACUGUGUCCCUGAAUCCUUGCAUAGAUCAAUAAAGAUGAUAAUCAUUUGCAAAAGCUCAAAAUAACCUGUUGUCUGUAUGGAAAUGUUGUGUGUGGUAACUGACUCAUGGUUGUAGCUGAGAAAGAUUGAGGAAGUAAGCGUGUGUAAUUUCAGACAUAAGCUCUGUAAUUGAGACUUCUGCCUUCUGAAACUUUUCUCCUUAUCUUGAAGAUCGCUGCCGCCACCAUCGGCAACGCCAACAUCCUGCUCCAGAUUGACAACUCCAAACUGGCUGCUGAUGACUUUAAAACCAAGUAAGCUGAAAUCUGCGUAGAUACGUCUUCUGUCCUUGCUCCUUGUCAGAGUCAAAUAAAGAGGUGAGGGAUGUAAAUGACUUAUGUUUUCUCCAACUCUCCAAUCCAAUCAGAUUCGAGCAUGAGCUGAUGAUGCGCCAGUCAGUCGAGGCCGACAUCGCCAACCUGCGCCGCCUGCUUGACCAGACCACCCUUACUAAGGCUGACCUGGAGAUGCAGAUCGAAAGCCUGCAAGAUGAGCUGGCCUACCUCAAGAAGAACCACGCAGAGGUGACAAACACGCAUCCUCCAGCUUUGAUGAUUACAGCUCAAGAUGACGAUAUGAAACCGGCUUUAUUACAACCUUAGCAUGGUUUGAAACUCUGCAACUAUGUUUAAAAGUGAUUUUUUCCACCCUUGGUUGUACAGGAACUGGCAGCACUGCGCUCUCAGCUCACUGGCACAGUCAAUGUGGAGGUAGAUGCUAGACCUCAGCAAGACCUCAACAAAGUUCUGGAAGAGAUGCGCGCCCAGUAUGAAUCCAUCACUGACAAACACCGCCGUGACCAGGAGGCCUGGUUUGCAGAGAAGGUAAACAGAGGCACCAUAUCCCACAUGUUGCAAAUGAAUGUGUUUACUCCCUCAAGAGCCUAACCUGUAAUUAAACAUAAUCUCCUGUGAAAAUGAGCUGUGCAGUCACCAAGAUUUCUUCUUCUUUCACAACUAUGUUCAUGCUCUAGUCCACAACGCUGUCCAAGGAAGUCGCUAUCAACACAGAGACAAUCCAGACGUCCAAAACAGAGAUCGGUGACCUGCGGCGCACACUGCAGGGCCUGGAGAUUGAGCUGCAGUCUCAGCUCAGCAUGGUGAGAAAAAAAAAAAAAUCAACCCAAAACAUCUGUUCAUAACUCACUGAUCUUGCCUUAUAUGAGCAAAAUUCCCGGAUCGCUGUCUUGUCAGGGGAAAUUGAGAAACAGACAGUAAUAGAGGGCAAAAGUCCAAAAGGGAGGUUUUAAAGGAGUCUUUACAGGGAGAGGGAGAGAAAGAUAGGAGUGAUCUGGGCUGUGGUGAGGAGAGAGAAGGCUCAUACUGAAGAAAAGUUUUCACAGACAUCUGCUUAAACUCUGGAAGACAUAAAAAAGCCUGAAGAAAGUUGAAGGAAUGUUGAACUGUUUGACCUAAAAGUCAUACCACUGUGGAUUAUACGUGCCCAGCUGCACUUCAUCAUUUAACAUUCCCCGCAGAAGGAGCUCUCUGCUCCUGUACAACAAUGGAGAGGUAGCUAAAAGCACAUGCAUUCAGAGUCCUGUAUGCUUCUCCUUUUUAUGCCUUCAUAAAGGAGGGGGUUAUGCUAUACAAACACAGACAUGCUUUGUGUCUGGCAUAUAUAAUCCAGGGUGUGGAUGGUGGUUUCAGACUGCAGUGAGCAAUUAAAAGGUUUACUUCAGUAAUCUCGUUGCAAGUAUGAGGAGCUCACUAUUUCUGAAAUAACCUUGUUACUUUUAUACCUCCUCUCAACCGCAGAAAGGAGCGCUAGAAAACACACUGGGAGAGACGGAGGCCCGGUACAGCGCUAUGCUAGCAGGUUUCCAGAACACAAUCAACAUGCUUGAAGGGGAACUCGCCAACGUGAGAGCUAGCAUCGAGCAGCAGGGCCAGGACUACAGGAUGCUCCUGGACAUCAAGACCAGGCUGGAGCAGGAGAUCGCGACCUACAGGAGUUUGAUUGAGACAGAAGAGUCCAGGUAGAUACACAAAUAAAGGGACCAGAAUGCACUUAUUCAUUUGUAAAACACCAUACAUUCCCACCUAACUCUAUUUCUCCACUUUCUUCUGCUCUCUCUGUCUCUUGUUUUAGACCCAUUGGCUCAGGUAAGGGACAUUAUUUUUAACAUGGCAUUACAUAACACAUGGAGCAGUCAGUAAAGUGAAAGUCUGAGGCACUCCCGUCAUAAUUUUUCCCUCUUUUUUUUACAGGGGGCUCAAAAACCACCGUCACAAGCACCACUGUGCGCACUUCCAGCUAGGGAGGCCAACCGGCAGGACAUGCUGUUCUCAGACACACGCACACACGCACAAACACACACACACACUAUCUGACCAAUAAAGCUGUUACAAGAGAUGACUGAAACUAUGCUGAAAAGACUGUGAGAAGUUGAAAAUGAAGCCUGAGUAAAGUUAAGUGAGGAGGAAUGUUUUUGAAGCAGAAGAAGAAAUGCCUGACUUCUUGUGUGUUUUUGUGUGGGUGUGUGUGAACCGUCUGCAAAAAUAAAACAGCUGGUGAAUACAACUUGUGUCGUUUGGUGACUUCACUGGUGGGUUACAGCAGAAAAAUGGAGGGUUCAUAUCUUUUACAAUAACAUCCCUCUGUUUUUACAGUUGUCAUGGCUACUGCAUUACAUUUUGGGAGGUGGGGUAUGGAGUUACGGAAAUCUGUGUUACGUAACGGGGCUGUUGUCAGGAAAAAGGGUGAACAAUGGAUAACAGGCCUGCAGUGGAAAGCAUUAGGAGUCCGAGAAAAGACCCCUCAGAAAGUAGCAUUAAACCUCAUGGUCUUCACGCUCAAGAGGAGCAAAAAUAACUAGAACAAAAGUGCAAACUGUUUGGACACUUGAAGUAUAUGACCUUAAAGUUUGCCUGAAGAUGUUUUUUUUAAACAAGACACACCCAAAAUUGUUGACUAAUCUUUGCCCUGGAGGCUUUCAACAUAGUGUAACGUGAAGUCUGUCUAGCUCCUGUCACCUAGUAACAAGAAACACACAGCUUAGGAUAGAAAUACUGAGAGGGAGCGCAAACACUGACUAACCGAACAAAGACAGUCAUUGUGGAAACAGGUGUUAUCUGUGACUGUGCGGCUCUUUGGCCUCGUCCAGUGAUUGAUGGCAAGUGACCAAUGCACUGUUAUGAUUAAGUGUCACACAGGGUGGAGCUCCUCUCUCCCAGUGGUGGCUUAAUUUAUGUUUGGUGAGAAAGAGAGAGGCAGGAAAUUGUUAUGAUUAUGAGGUGUGUGCUUGUGUGUGAAGAGAGGAGGAGAGGAGAGAGAGAUCUGAGCCUGUUUGCUCUCUACAGGUCAGCAGUUACAGCCUUUGAAAUCACAGUGAAAUCCUGUUAAAGUUCAUCAUUCUUAGUUGAUGGUGUAAUGUUAGUUUUGGAGAAGAGAGAUUAUCUAGGGGAUCAGAUCGCCAAAUGCAACCUCCCCUCCUGAGCAGCUUUACUCACCCAUAUUUGGACCCAUAUCUUGCACAUCAGCGUCUCCUCCACACUGUUGUAAUGAUCGUCUAUGACAAAGCCUUUCCAGUUGAGCUUGUAAUAGGCUGUGACAUGAAAACCCAGAGCAGAGGUCAUAAAAAGAUGUUACCUUAACAUCAGAACAGAUCAGUGUUUAAUGGCCAUGGCCUGUUGAGAGCCAACUGUGCAUCAUUGAACCUACAAGUAAACUAAAGCCAAACUUUAUUGUCCAUUAUGCUGCUCUUUUUACACUGUACUGUGCAUGGUACAUUGACCAAGAAGAGCUACGGUGUAAAUGCAAGCGGGCACCUAAUAUGGACAGAAAUGUCCAGACAGAACAACUCCUUAUUAAGUCGUAAACCAGUUUUGCAUUACUGAUUACACUCCAUGCAUCAGAAAUCUCAGACUUGGACGUAUAAUGCUGUCAGCAAAGCCACUUCAAUUGAACAUACUCAGAAUUAAAUACAUAAUCUACAAGCAAAAUUAAAGUGAUGGAGUGAUCAACAUGUUAAAAAAAUAUUUAAUUUUGUUUAUUUCAGAGAGUCAGAUGAGGAGUUGAUACCACUCUUAACACAAAGAUGGGGUCAAAAGACAUUAGCUUAGUUUAUCAUGGAGACCAACACCGAGGGGAUGUGAUAGCAUUAAAUAAAAUGUCACAAAACUAAAAUUACCAGUUUUAUCCUCACACAGUGUCAAAACAACUUAGGAAAAUAUUGACCAAACUGCACAUUUUAUAUGAUUCGUUGUUCCCAGCGCAAACAUUUUAGAUUAGGAGGUAUUAAAGCUCUUGUCUGGUUAUAAAAUGGUCUGAAAUGAAGAGUGAUGACUCGUUAUGGCUAGGCUGAAACCAGACAAUAUCAUUAACAUACAACUUAAUAAUCCUGAGGCCUGUAACUGCUUUUCUCAGUGUCAGCAACUGUUGUCAUGGGGUAGGUGAUAUUAACAAAGUCAUAAAUGGCAUGCUUUAAAGCUCCAGGAAGUAGUUAGUAUUAUUACUAUUUUAUUAUUAUUUUAUUUUAAAUAAGAUAGACUGAGAUUCCUUUUGAUGCGUUUUUGCAAUAUCCAAAAGCAAUCGAAAAUAUAUUUGACAACAUUGGCAAUACAGAUAUGCCUGAAACUGGUGUGAGGGGGUAGGUGUCAGCCAAUCAGCCAAAGAAAUACCCUGGUUUUGAAUUUCCACAUAAAAUAUUCACAAAAAUGAUUCAUUUGAUUGUCAAAAGUUGACAGAAUGGUAUAUAUUUUUUAAAGGCACUACUUAGGCAUGUGGAGGACAAAAUAAGUAAAAUUUACUUUGUUUGCACAAACCAAAAGUUCCACACAGGAGCUCUAAUUUGCAUUUUCCACAAGAAAACUUCUUGAUGAGUGGCAUGUUUGACAGUUUAAUGAAAAAAAGGUGUGAGCGGUAUUUAAAAUCAGAAAGACAAAAUCAUUGAAGAGGAUACAAAAACUGAUAUUAUUAUUAGAUACUGAAUGAUCUUCAAAACCAUAAUAAAGCACUCAGUACCUCAUCUUCUAGGUUUGAUAAAUGAAAUGGCAGAGUAGGUUGUGUUUUCGUGAAAGCUUUGGCUCAUUAUAGAUGGAUUAUAGGAACAUGUGGGGACAGCCUGUGUUUGUUUAUGUAACUGACAUAAUGGUGAUAAAAUUUUUACGCUGAGUUUUGUAAAAGGUUGCUAACCGUCUUGCCAAAAUACCUUGAAGUGGGAGCGGUUCGACGCCAAUUUGUUGCGGUUCGAAAAGGCAUUUUAAUAAACUGUCAUUGUACGCCAAUUAUAUGUGAGGAAAUGAUGGUUAAUGAUGGAUUAAUUUGAUAGGGAGGUGAAAGGAAGACAAACAAGAAAAGCAAGAAACCUGACACCCAGCAGCACUUCAGCUAUUAUUUGUAGCAUGAAUAGGCAGCCUGUCUGCACACGGUCGCUCAAAGUGAUAUGAUCGGAAGCUGUGCCAAGCUGUCAACAGUCGGUUCUGUAUUUUGUCUCGGUUCUGGCUGUUUGCCAUCUGACACUAGCCUGAAGCUAGCAGAGUGAAAUCACACAGAAAAAGAAGAUGUUACUCACUGAUGUCAUGAAAUACUUGACUUAGGUCAGUUCACUUCAGUUCAAUUGAUGAAAGUUCACAAGAACAAAAAAGCAAGACUUUCUUUGAUACUUAAUGCCGAAGCUGUUGAAGCGACAAGGACUUUCCCACCAGACGCUUGUCCUGCGGCUAGACGCCUUGGCUGUAAACAGUAAAUCAAAAGUUCAUGACAAGUUCUUAUGUGUAGUUAGACUCAGAAGUACAAUAGGUUGCAUGAUUAAAGGAAACGUAUUCGGAAGUUUGGAAUUUUCCUGAGAAAGUUGAAACCAUGACGCUAUAUGCAAAGCUAGCAAGUGAUUACAGAUUAGCUGGUAAAAAAAUUAACCCGGGGUUAUUUUUACACAGAAUGAGAUCAAACAUAGACUGUAAAUACUAUGGACAAUUUGGUUCCGCCUUCUGCCAGUAAACAGAUAUGAAGCUGAAAAGCUCUCGGUAUUUCUGCGAUUUUUCUCCAUUUCCUGAAACUAAUAUUGCACAGUAGCAUUGUACGCUAAGAGUCGCUUUGAUGACGCUCGGCUCAAUUAGCGUAUCCUCCGGGUGAGCUAUGCAAUCUUCGUAUGCCCAUAGGCUGUAUCAGGUGUCAAUCAUAGAAAACAUGAACCCCCUAAUAACUUUUAAAAACUGAGCUGUACAGAGAAAAGAGGACUUGAGCACAAACCAGUCUUACAGUAACUACAUGUCAACAGCUCAAGCCGGGGGGAGAAAAAAAUAUGUUCUGUGUAAUAAAUUUCUAAAGUUUUUCCACAGCUCCGUAGGCUUUGCUGUCAGAGGCAAGAUUUAUUUACCUGUACUGCAGCCCGUCACCAGAGGGUGCUGUUCUUGUGGUGGCUUCACUCAGCGAGGAGGCAGACGCUGUCCAUUCUAUAUACAGUCUAUGGAUAUAAUAUUAACAAGUGUUGAUGCUAGGUGGACCAUUUUUCUCCUUCGAGUUAUUAUAUUGAGCUAAGCUAACCUGCUGCUGGUAGUAGCUUUGCAUUUAGUGUGUGCGUGUAAAAAUGUGUACCAAUUUAUUUAUCCUAUUAUCUGCAAAAAGAGUGUCAAAUCUCCCCAAACUGUAACUAUCUAUCACUGCACACAGGCUGAAUCACCCAGAGGUUUUAAUGAAUUAAUCCCAGCAGUGUUGAAGUCUUAUCAGUGGAAUUCACUUGCAGGAUGUGGGUCUGUUGUGUUUCAAAGUGGACUUUUACCAUAUCACAUCAAGCCUUCAUAUCAGUGAAAUGUUUGGUUUUGUAUUAGUCAUAUCUGCAACAAUUUGACUGGAAGCUGACGCCCUUAUCAGCAGGAAUGUCUUAUGUUUCAGGGUCAAGAAGUCCAUUAAGAGGCUGGAAAGAGACGGAGCAGUGUUCACUCGACUGGCCGACUCUAUUCUGGAGCGGUGUUAGGUUUUACACACAGGCUGAGAGGAAUGCACUGUAUGGCAUCAGACCUCACUGUGAAAGUUUUCAAACUGUGCUCAGCUGCAGGGGAGGUGCUGGAACAUUUGAGAGGUACAGAGUGGAACAAGACCACAUACACUUCAGGGGCUGACAGGCCCGGCCAAGCAUGAGAUAGAUGUGAGUUUUCCUCCAUUUGCACUGCUGUGAAUUUGUUCUCUUGUCCAAUCAAGAGCAGCCUCUGACAGUCUUUUAACACCACAAAACAUUUUCACUGACAGUGUCGUCUCCUGUGCAGUUUAGGACAGCUCUAAGAUGGGGGUUUAACAGGUAGGGCUGGUUUAAGGAAUCACACCCACCACGCAGUUUGAAGAUCCUGCAGACCAGGAUGGAUUACAGCAGCUUAGCAGCAGUGCGUCUGUUGUUAUACAAAGAAACAGUUUCAUCCUGUAGCAGCUAAAGUCAAAGUGAUGGUGGCUAGCUGGAGUUUGUGUUUAAAGACAUACGAAUGUAUUAAAUCCCAAAGAAGAUGCAGAGAAUAACCACACAAGGAAAGAGCAGUUGAUCAAAACCAUGCUGAGGCAAAGUGAGGCAGAUUUUCCCUGCUAAACUGCUGCUGACUAUGAACAUGUGUUAUGAGUCUGACUUUCCAGGUUUGGCUGUGUGUAAAGGUGCCUUAGAGGCUGACAAUAAAUUUCAACAAAGGUGCAUUCAUUGCAUCCCAGUAGUAAUAACUAACUCAGUGCUCUGAUUACUGAUGCCAGGCAGCGGAAAAACCUCAAAAUCAGCAGAAGUACAGCAGCAGCACUCAUUACUGAUCAGAACAUCAGCUUUAACAGUCAGGUCAUUUUGGCCUCAGACGUCAGUGGACAACUCCCUUUUUCCUCUGAAUGCUGCAAGACUGCCCCCAAGUGAUGCUCGAUUUAGAUAUUAUAUAAGAAAGACAUUUGACAUCUUGUGACAGUUAAAAACCUCCAUGUGGUUUAUAACAUCACGAUCGCAGACACUUUCAGACUCACUUUCUCAAUAUUUAGGCAAUUCACAGAGACUUUGUUUAUCUCUUGUGUGGAUUAAAUAAAUUCAGUACAGAUGUUUGCUCAAAGUUUAAGGACUGCUAUAUUUAGAAAAUGUGUAUGUGCUUUGAAAUCUUAUGUAACGCAGUUACUACAGGGAGGGUAGAAAUAAUCUGGACAGCCUUACAACUAAUUCAACCCCCAGAGAGAAGUUUCAGCACUGCAGAUUUCAACAAUGACUGGAGUUAAUACAUCUCAAUAAAUACAUCUCAUUCCACUUUACCUGAGACAACAUUAGAAUGAACUUCUCAGUGUUGCACUCUGCUGCCAGCUCUGAGUUUACUCUGUCAGAGAAGUAUCAUAUUUUUGAUCCUCUAAACUCUCGGACACUAGAAAACUUAAAAUCAACUCUGCAGCCUGAAGUUGACUUUUUUUUGUUUUACAACACUGCCAUCUUGAGGACAGGGGCAGUAAUGAUCGUCUUAAGUACCCAACUCCUGAGCUGCAAAUCUGGUUCCAAAUAAGUCUGUCUUUUUUUUUUAUCUUGGAUUUAACUGAAAAUACAGGGGCAAAGACUUUUGCUACAACUAAACAAAGAAAACAAUCAUUGUUUUAUUUAAAAAAAAAAAAAAAAAAAAAAAACAUGCUCCUUAUUUAUAUUUGAUGCUAACAACAUUCCAAAAAAAAAAAAAAAAGUUGGUAGCUACAGGGAAAAAAAAAAAGAAAAAAAGUUAUGUUUCACUUAAAAAACACAAGGAAAUAUCUUUAAUUUGUUAAUUUACAAAUAGCAAGAAACCUUGAGUGGGUAUGCAAGGGGCCAAUAGUCUCUUAGAAGUAAAGAUAGGAAGAGGAUUAUUGCUCUUUAAGAGAUUGCAUUAAGAUAAUAGUCCAGCAGUUUCAGAAUAAUGCUUCUCAGCGUACAUACAUAUUAUUGACAGAUUCAGAGAAUCUGGAGAAAUCCCUGCGCAAAGAGAUAAGGCCAAAACCUAACACUACAUUGCUGUGAUUUUGGUGGCAUUAGAUUUAAAAGAUAUAUCUCUGCAAUGGAAAUCACCUCCAAAAUCCCUGUCUGUGAAUAACAUUUUCCCCCGUAUCCAUACAGGAUGGCCAAAAAUGUACAACACAAAUAAGAAACCACAUAUAAGCGUGAUCUACAAAAGCUGCCACCCCAACUCACAGGGCCCAAACUCAUGUUACACAGACUGAGACAAAAAGGCAAACUAUCCGUCUGAACAAUCAAAACCUGACUUUUUGGGGGGGAAGUCUUGGACACUGUGUCCUCUGCUCUAAAAGAAAUGGGGGACAACCAGACUUUUUAGUAGUGCACAGAACCUGUGACAGCAUGGAUUGUAUCAGAAACACAUCUGAAAGUAAUGCUGAACAACAUACACGGGUUUCGAAUCAUAUGCUCGUACGUAUUUCAGCAAGAAAAUGUCAGACCACAUUCUGCAUGUAUAAUAACAGCAUAGCUCAGUAAUAGAGGAGUCUAGCUGUUAAACUGGCUUGCCUGCAAUCCCGACUUGUCAGCCUUUGACGUAUUUGGGCAUCCUGAAAUGGAAAAGAUGACAGCUGAAACCCUGAACUGCUGGGCAGCAG
This is a messenger RNA of Xyrichtys novacula (pearly razorfish), 10218 nucleotides long. The record is from the annotation of a GenBank genome assembly. NCBI's taxonomy places the organism in Eukaryota, Metazoa, Chordata, Actinopteri, Labriformes, Labridae.